Messenger RNA from Mycena citricolor, 1032 nucleotides. NCBI's taxonomy places the organism in Eukaryota, Fungi, Basidiomycota, Agaricomycetes, Agaricales, Mycenaceae. The record is from the annotation of a GenBank genome assembly.
AUGUUCCCUCUUGCCCUACUGAUUUUUCUUUCUCUGACCGCAUCGACGCUUGGAAACCCGAUCGAAGUGAGGAAACAUACUUCCACCACGAAGCCGCACACGACCACGACCAAAGGAUCUGCGUCAACCAAGACCUCAACGGCGAAGACGACCCAGCCGACGAGUGGCAGCGGUGGCUCGGGCUCGUCUGGGGCGCCCACUCUGCAGGCUCUAUUCCCGAUCGCGAAGACCGUUUCGCAAUGGUCCACGUUCCCUGGUGCCUCCAACAGUCUUGCCCUCUCUGACAAGACACUGGGGCCCAUAUCCGUCAUGCCUGGGGUCACCCACGACUAUGUCUCCGCCCCGGAUGGUACUCUCGCCAUGCAGGCCGUCUACCCGAAAGGGUCGUUCAAUCCCAGCGGGACACCCCGCGGCGGGUUCUCGUUCUAUGCCGCUGGUCCCAGCAACGUCAACCUCGCCACAGCGAAGGAAGUCACGCUGGGAUACUCCGUGUUCUUUCCGAAGGGAUUCCAGUUCAACAAGGGUGGGAAACUGCCUGGCCUGUACGGUGGCGACGACGCCAAGACGUCCCUGUCCUGCUCGGGCGGGCGGCGGGACCCGACGUGCUUCUCGGCGCGCCUGAUGUGGCGCACCAACGGCGCGGGGGAGCUCUACACCUAUCUCCCCGAUCCAUCCGAAGGCUCGCAGUUCGCUGCGAACCAGAAAUUGUGCAAGAUCCCGAACUCGGACUGCAACCCGACGUACGGCGACUCGAUCUCCCGCGGCGCGUUCACGUUCAAGACCGGCGCGUGGACGACCGUGGCGGAGCGCCUCAAGCUGAACACCCCGGGCCAAGCGGAUGGCGAACUCGAGCUGUUCGUCGACGGCAAGAGCGUGAUCAACGUGGCGGGCUUGGUCAUACGGGACAAGGCGGCCGGCCAGAUCCGCGGCAUUCAGGCCCAGACGUUCUUUGGUGGGGCCACCAAAGACUGGGCCUCGCCUUCAGACCAGAAAGCUUUCUUCGCUGAUUUCUCCAUGGCCGUUAUCUCGUAG